Molecule: messenger RNA, 207 nt
Organism: Iphiclides podalirius (scarce swallowtail)
Lineage: Eukaryota; Metazoa; Arthropoda; Insecta; Lepidoptera; Papilionidae
Source: the annotation of a GenBank genome assembly
AUGACUGAUAAACAAAAAGUUGAUCUCGGUCUAUUAGAAGAAGAUGACGAAUUCGAAGAAUUUCCUGCAGAGAAUUGGGGAACGGAAGACGCUGACGAUGACGACGUGUCCGUCUGGGAAGACAAUUGGGAGGAUGAUGUUGUUCAAGAUGAUUUCAAUCAACAACUUAAGCAACAACUGGAAAAGUUGAAGGACAAAACCAAAAUU